Messenger RNA from Lipotes vexillifer (Yangtze River dolphin), 1258 nucleotides. It is a transcript of the gene CLDN3, whose product is annotated as claudin 3. NCBI's taxonomy places the organism in Eukaryota, Metazoa, Chordata, Mammalia, Artiodactyla, Lipotidae. The transcript has a single exon. Gene Ontology annotation, molecular function: structural molecule activity. The record is from RefSeq and is a predicted model, not a curated record. Gene Ontology annotation, cellular component: bicellular tight junction; membrane. Bases 230 to 892 code for a protein of 220 amino acids.
CGCUGCCGCCCGCCUACAAAGCCACAGGCAGGUGCAGGCGCAGCCGCUGCGCGAGCGGGCAGAGCGGACCCUUUAGGGCGCGCGCCAUCCGUGUGUCUUUCCGUCGGUCCAUCAAUUCGAGCAUCAGUCCGUCGGCGCACCGCUUCUCCCGCCCAGGCCCCAGCGGCCCCGGCCCCUCGUCGUCCCGCACCCGGAGCCGCCCGCCAGUGACGGCCUUGGAGCGGCAGCCAUGUCCAUGGGCCUGGAGAUCGCGGGCACCUCGCUGGCCGUCAUGGGCUGGCUGGGCACCAUCGUGUGCUGCGCGCUGCCCAUGUGGCGCGUGACGGCCUUCAUCGGCAGCAGUAUUAUCACGGCGCAGAUCACCUGGGAGGGCCUGUGGAUGAACUGCGUGGUGCAGAGCACGGGUCAGAUGCAGUGCAAGGUGUACGACUCGCUGCUGGCGCUGCCUCAGGACCUGCAGGCGGCCCGCGCCCUCAUCGUCGUCGCCAUCCUGCUGGCCGCCUUCGGGCUCCUUGUGGCGCUCGUGGGUGCCCAGUGCACCAACUGUGUGCAGGACGAAACGGCCAAGGCCAAGAUCACCAUCGUGGCGGGCGUGCUCUUCCUGCUGGCCGCCUUGCUCACCCUCGUGCCGGUGUCCUGGUCGGCCAACACCAUCAUCCGGGAAUUCUACAACCCCUUGGUGCCAGAUGCACAGAAGCGCGAGAUGGGCUCAGCCCUGUACGCGGGCUGGGCGGCCGCGGCGCUGCAGCUGCUGGGGGGCGCGCUACUCUGCUGCUCGUGCCCGCCGCGCGAGAAGAAAUACAAGCCCGCCAAGGUCCUCUACUCGGCGCCGCGCUCCACCGGCCCGGGCACCGGCACCGGCACAGCCUACGACCGCAAGGACUACGUCUGAGUGAGCAGCCGCGGGAGGCCUGUACCACUCCCACGAGAUGGCGCGCCCACCAGUCCUGCGUGCGGCCUUGCAUCGGAGACCAGCCGACCCAGAUGCCAGGCAACUCUCUCGCUGGACUGGGAGGGGACCUCCCGGCGCCCCCUUCCCCAGCUGCCACCCCUCCUCGGGCCGGGGAGCGGGAUUGCAGAGCCCACGGGCCAGCCAGCAUGGACCAUGAAACCUUGCCCCUCUGGAGCGCGGAGCUGGGGUGACUGCCGCUACUUGUUCGCCCCGUCGGGCUGCGGCCUGACAGCCCUCGUUGAGCAGGGACCCGCAGUCUUGAAAAGGGCCACUUGAUAUUUUUCAAUAAAAACCUUUCGUUUUGCA